ACAAGAAACAACUUUAGUACUAAGAAGAGGAAGAGGUUUAUUAGUUUUUUCUAACUAAAUUAUUAUUAUUUUAAUUUUGGUGACACGUUUGUUUCAUGAUUCGUCAGUGUCGGUAAACACAGCUCGAGCUCGGGGGUAAUUCAAUUCAUUCGCUGCUAUCAGUUUCCUCAGUGAUUAUGUUCGUGUCUGCCGUGCAAAUUUAGUUAACACUUUUCUCAUACACUCGCUUGCCACAAGAACAUUAAUAAAAUUGAAAGCCUGUCUUAGCCCUAGGCCUAGGUCCAAAGAUUUAACAGUAAUAUUACAGAUUAGUGCUGUGGGAAUUGGAAUCUUAGCAAUGGACCCAUCAGAAAUUGAGUUUAUAGCAGAAAGACAAACUGUCAGUAUAAUUCCGAAAUUUACAAGUAAUAAUGUUUUACAUUUAAUAUCUGGUGAUGUAGGACCUUUUCGAGCAGGGCUUCCUGUUGUUGUGCCUUUAUGGGUUGCAGUGCAUUUACGACAAAAACAGAAAUGUAGAAUUAUUGCGCCCGAAUGGAUGAAUGUUAAUACACUUCUAGAGAAGAAGGAAGAGGAAAAACAGUCAAGACUCUUCACCAAGAUGCCCAAUGAACAUUACAUGGAAGUGGCCCAUAUGGUUCUGACAGUUGCCGGCAAUGAUAUUCAGCGGCCAGAUGCCAUAAGAACUGCAGUCAAGGACUUGUGGGAUCUACGAAUAGCCAAGCUUCGCUCCUCAAUGGACGUAUUUAUUAAGAGUCAAGCUCGGACAGCGAAGCUCGAUCACCUAACACAGCUGGAGAUUAACUCUGUCCGACCUUUGCUGCCUGAUACGCUGGAUGUCAUUCAUGACUUACAGACGGAUGACAAUCAAGAAAGGUCAUAUUUUCAGACGUCAACAUUCUCGGCAUCUCAGUAACUGUGAUUUUGUUCAUGGAACUAAAUUUUUCAUCUAGCUGCUUAACAACUUGUACAAAGUAUGGUGUUAAAGUAUGGUUGUAUAUUAGAUAAGAUUUUUAAACCUGUUGUUUUAAUGUAUAAAAAGGUUCUUAUUCAAUCUAUCAGUCAAUGUUUGGCACAUGUGUAAUAAAUUGGUUUUAAGAUGA
Macrosteles quadrilineatus (aster leafhopper) is the source of this 1100-nucleotide messenger RNA. Its product is annotated as probable DNA replication complex GINS protein PSF2. Lineage: Eukaryota; Metazoa; Arthropoda; Insecta; Hemiptera; Cicadellidae. Bases 338 to 913 code for a protein of 191 amino acids. The transcript is spliced from 4 exons. Gene Ontology annotation, cellular component: GINS complex; nucleus. The record is from RefSeq and is a predicted model, not a curated record. Gene Ontology annotation, biological process: DNA replication; double-strand break repair via break-induced replication.